AUGCCUCGCGUCCUCGUCACAGGCGGCAGCGGCUUCCUCGGCGGCACUGUAGUCGACACUCUACUUGCUCGCGGCUACUCAGUCGUCACAACGGUACGCUCCACCGAAAAAGCGCAACAAAUGCGCCUCGACCGACCACACAUCCCUGCCUCUCAACUCGAGUUCGCCAUUGUACGCGACAUUGCACAGUUGGAUGCCUUUGACGACGCCGUGCAACAGAAUCCGGCCCUAGAUGCGGUCAUUCACACCGCUUCCCCGUUCCAUUAUCGUAUCGAUGAUGUGAAGAGGGAUAUGCUUGACCCUGCCGUGAAUGGAACAGUGGGCGUACUGCAAUCAAUUAAGAAAUAUGCCCCAUCAGUGAAAAGGGUGGUGAUUACGUCUAGUUUUGCGUCUAUGUAUAACAAUCCUAAUAAACCUACUGGAUCGACGUAUAGCGAAAAGGAUUGGAAUCCCGUGACAUGGGAGACUGCCCUUGAGCCUGAGAAUGCGGCUGGUCAAUCCGGAUAUCGCACCUCAAAGGCCCUUGCGGAAAAGGCGGCGUGGGAGUUUGUGGAAAAGGAGAAACCGGGCUUUGCGUUGACGGCGAUUAMCCCGCCACUCAUCUUUGGGCCUGUUGCUGCGAAUACUAGUUCGGUGGAAGGCAUGAAUACGUCCAAUGUGCGAUUUGUGGAGUUUAUUACGGGGAAAGUCAAAGAGAAGUGUCCGCCGACGGGCAGUCUGUUUUGGGUUGAUGUGCGAGAUGUUGCGUUGGCGCAUGUAUUGGCUAUUGAGAAGGAUGCGGCGGCCGGUCAACGUUACUUUGUGGCUGCUGAUCCAUUUAGUAAUGUCGAAUUGGUUGAUAUUAUCAGCGAGUCGUUCCCUAAAUACAAGGAUCAGUUACCGACGGGCGAGGCGUUGAAGUUGGGGAGAUAUCCGGAAGGGGGACCGCCGUAUAAGGUCGAUAACUCGAAGUCUGUGAAUGAGUUGGGACUCAAUUUUAGGACAUUGAAGGAAAGUGUUGAGGAUACAGUGAAGAGUGUUGAGCGUUUGCUGGAAAAGGCUUGA
This is a messenger RNA of Talaromyces amestolkiae, 1044 nucleotides long. RefSeq lists its product as uncharacterized. The transcript has a single exon. Lineage: Eukaryota; Fungi; Ascomycota; Eurotiomycetes; Eurotiales; Trichocomaceae. The record is from RefSeq and is a predicted model, not a curated record. Gene Ontology annotation, molecular function: oxidoreductase activity, acting on the CH-OH group of donors, NAD or NADP as acceptor. Bases 1 to 1044 code for a protein of 347 amino acids.